Messenger RNA from Microstroma glucosiphilum, 3947 nucleotides. RefSeq lists its product as hypothetical. NCBI's taxonomy places the organism in Eukaryota, Fungi, Basidiomycota, Exobasidiomycetes, Microstromatales, Microstromataceae. The record is from RefSeq and is a predicted model, not a curated record. Gene Ontology annotation, molecular function: transcription factor binding; rDNA binding. Bases 36 to 3758 code for a protein of 1240 amino acids. Gene Ontology annotation, biological process: regulation of DNA-templated transcription. The transcript has a single exon. Gene Ontology annotation, cellular component: nucleolus.
CCACCUCGUCGUCUCCUUACCCAUACAAUACCUCGAUGGCCUCCACAGCUGCGUCUUCCUCGGCGCUGCCCCUCUUCUGGGACUUGGCCUCUGCCGAAGAGGAGAAGCGCCUCGCCUCGUCCUCUCACCUCGUAUCUGGACUUGUAAAGCAGCAGUCAGCCCUCGCAAGCACCUCGCGGUGGACUCUCGACCCUCCCGAGCCUGCAGCAGCGACUACCAAUGGCUCUGGAGCAGCACUCGCAGCCGUAGAAACCGUGACAGAGCAACAGAGCCUCUACGUGGAGCGCAAGCUCGACCACACCCUUGCCUCCGACGUCAGCUACUCCCUCCGGCGUCUCGUUCGCGGCCUCGCCUCGCCGCGAGAGCACUCCAGAGUCGGCUUUGCCGUUGCAUUGACCGAGCUCUUGGCUCACCUCACCUCCAUCAAUGCUUCCGACGUCCUGAUCCUCAUCAUCAAGCACUCCUCUCCUUCCGGCAAGGUCUCGCGAUCAGAGCAGCGCAACCUGCUCUUCGCUCGCCUCUUUGGCAUUCAGGCCCUGGUCCGCUCCGGCAUGCUUAUUGAGCGGCCGACUACGGAUCUGGCUGAAGUUGAAAAGGUCAUCGAGCUUCUUCGAAACUUGUCAGAGAAGAAGGCAUAUCUGAGGGAGAGUUGCGGCUGGACUCUUGUGCAGCUCCUCGACUCCCUCGCUGCGUCAUCCAAUGAGCAGCUGAAGAGUGCCGUCUCUCAGCUCGUCUUCAAUGACGCCGUCUCCGGAGAUCUUACCCCGGAGAAAGUAGCAUUGAUACUUAAGCUACAAGAGUUCGCCCCCAAGCUCAAGGCAGACGGCAAGGUAGCCGGUCUCAAGAAGGGAGGCGAUAUCCUCAGCGCACCCAACUUGCCCACCAUCGCAAAGGUACUCUGCAACACUACACCGACAGAGGACAAGGAGGAUGCAGCAGCGGCAACAAAGGCAGGCGACAACUCCGGUUCUCACAACCCUCGAGUACACUUCAUCUGGGAUGUCAUCUUGCAGAACUAUUUCGGCCCUGCCACAAGCUCUGUCCCUGCUUCUCGGGCACCCUUCGCCGAGCUAUACCGCGUCUGCGUCGAUGAAUCCCUCUUUGCUGCUACGGCAUCACCAGAACGCAAAUCCUGGGGCUUCCAAGUCUUCUGCAAGGCCUUAAUAGCAGCGCCUGCUGCUGAGAAGCCCCUCCUCUUUACCCCCAAUUUCAUGCGGACCUGGAUCAACCAGCUCGCCGGUAAGGAGAGGCUACUGCACAACGCAGCCACCAGUGCAGCCGAAAUUGUCACCGAGGUCGUCAAGGAGACUCCCCGGGCUGGCUUCGCGCUCGUAGCUCAGCUUCUGGGUAAGCAUGGCAGUCAGAAUUUCGACAAGCUGACAAAGACAAAGACGAUCGAGGGACUGCUGUCAGCCAUGGACGGUCAAGGUGUAAAGGACUACAUUGUUUGGGUGGUCGAGCUGCUUGCCACAUCGGCCGAUGAUGCCAAGAGGCGAUGGGCUCUCGACCAGUUACUUUCGCUCGUGCGCAAUACUGCCAUCCCUACCGACGAGAGCAGCACGGAAGACAUCCUCAAAUACCUUGCCGCGGGAGGCUUCUUCUCUUGGAAGAAGGCUCCCUCUGCCGAAGCUGGAUUGCUCUCGCACCAGCCAAAGCCCUCCUUCAGCGUCGAGGCUCGAGACGUCUGCCGCUCGCGCUUCCUCUCGUGCCUCACAGAGCUAGCCGAGAGGACCACUACCGUCACUACCUCGAUCGAGGCCGCCAAGCCUCGUAGAGUACAAGGUGUGACUAGUGCCGGGGAGCUUUGGGUGUCAAAAGCGUGGGAGAUCUUCAACUCUCUGCUGAAGGACACCAAGAAUUUUGCAUCGGUCAUGAGCGAGGACGCCACUCAGAUCGCUGCUGAUGGCUCGGAGCUGCUGCAGAAGGUUCGAAAAGCUGGCAAGGCUCAGAAGAGUGACAGGCUGCAAGCCUUCGAGACCCUCGUUGUCGCAUCGCUCCUAUUUGCCCUCGAGUCACCGGAAGAGGCGGCCGAGCUCGUUGAAUCACUCAACGACUGCUUCAGCAGUCUUUUCCUCAGCAAGGCUGCUCCGCCUGCGCCCAAGUCGACUGAGGAUGGGGAGGAAGAGCGAGAGCCCGCUGGUAUCGAACUCCUUCAGGACUACAUUAUUGGUCUUCUCGAGAAGCCAUCAGCUUUCCUCAGAGCGAUCGCAGAGCAAGUCUUUGGUGUCUUUGCCACCGAGAUGACCAAGGAGAGUCUGGACCACUUGAUCGAUCAGCUCGGCUUGAACGAGGAGCCCGCAGACGAGGAAGAGGAAGGAGGCGACGCAAUGGACGUAGACGGCGCUGAUGGCGACGAAGCAGAGUCAGAGACCUCAGAAGACUCCAUCGAGUCGGCUUCGGUCGAAGAUGAUGACGAGGAGGACGUUGACGUCGACGAGAAGUUCCGAAGUGACGUCUUGGAGGCUCUCAAAGCGGGCGGCAUCGCCCAUGAGGAGAGUGACGAGGACGAGGACGAUGAGGACGGCGGCAGCGAUGACGAUGACGACAAGGAGAGCGUGCCCGACCUUACAGAUGAUCAGAUGCUGGCCAUCGACGACAAGCUAGCCGAGAUUUUCCGUCAGCGUAUGUCGUCUCGCCAGAACAAAAAAGAGGCAAAGCAAGAAGCCGUGGCGUUCCGGAACAAGAUUCUCGAUCUUCUUGCAAUCUAUGCUCGCAAGCAAGUGUCGAAUCCGCUCGUAGUCAACCUCGUACGACCUCUCUUCUUGCUGGCGACAGAAUCAGACGAGCUCGAUCGACAGGUGGCUAACAAAGCUUCUACCAUAUUGAGGAACAACCUCUGCAAAGCCAAGGAAAUGCCGAUUGGGCCGGGGAUCGAGGUUGUGGAGGAGGAUCUCCGUGCAGUCCACUCCUUCGCCUGCCGAACCGCCAGCCCCGAGCUGGCGUCAGUUGCCAACACUGUCAAUUUGUACCUCACACGCGUUGCUCUUGGUCCCACCUCGAAUAAGGCGGCACCUUCUGCUGCCCUGGUCAAGGUGUACGAAGAGACGCUGCAAGAUUUCCUUGGUCGCAGCGCAUGUCAAUUGAAGGCAUCUUUCCUCAUCGAUGCCUUCAAGCGCUUCCCCUCCCUGGGCUGGCCUCUUCGCAGUACCCUGGUGGAGAGCUGCUCUCCAAUGGCCACUGUCAAGACUUACCGUCAACAGCAGGGCAUGCAGAUGCUGCAGAGUCUGGUGAGCCAGAGCGCACAGGCUCAAGAAACCCAAAAGGAUGUCCUGGUCUUCAUGCCCGAUGUAGCCAAUCUCGUCUUCACUCUACUGCCCACGUCGACAAGCUCUUCUCCUAGCAGUACCGGCUCAUUGCCCAAUGCUGCCCACCUGAAGGAGGUACUCAAGUUCGCACUGCAGGCUGUACGUAUCACCAAGCGCGUAGUAUUUGCAGAGGACGUCGAAGGCAAGGCGACCAAGUCGGUCUGGAAGCCAAGCAAGAUCAGGGAAGCAAUGGCUGCUCUUGAGAAGGAGGAGCGCUUCAAGAACUCGACGUCGCUGCAGAGUCUGCUGAAGCAGAUGUUGGUCAUUGUGGAAGGCAAGAGUGAAGAGGGCAAGAAGGACAAGAAGAGGAAAGCCAAGGAGGCCGUGGAAGUGCAGGGCGAGGUCAAUGGUAAAGGGGCGGUCCAGACCAAUGGACACAGUGGCAACAGUAAGGAGGACACGAAGAAGAGCUCAUCCGGAGGGUCCAAGAAGAAGGCGAAGAAGGCGACAUGAGCUGACCCCUGACUUGGCAUGGCCGCAUGGGUGAGCUGUGCCCUACGACAAUGGAAAAGAAGCUCUACUCGUCUACUGUUUUCUCUCUUGCGUACAAUUUGUGAUUGUGUCCGUCCGUCCAGAUGAGUUUGAUUGUGAUUUGCUUGGAUUGUCCCCCCUGCCGGCAUAUGAGUCUGGAAGGAGGGGGGG